AUGGGUGGUGUUCCUAGAUCCAUUCCUGUUCUGAUCAUUCUUACUGUGAUGAUGAAGUACUCUUCAUCUUUGGUGUCUGGUAUGAAAGGAAGUGUUCUUGUAACAGUGCACAACAAUUUGGGUCCAGGAAAGAAAUUGCAUUUGCAAUGUGAAUCAAAGGAUGAUGAUCUCGGAGAGAAGGCACUGGACUACAAUCAGGAAUACUCAUGGAGGUUUGCUGAUAAUCUUUGGUGGUCCACUCUCUUCUAUUGUGAUUUAUGGUAUGAAAGGAAUGGUGCAUAUGUAGCUACUCAUGCAGAUGUUUAUGUCGCAAAAAGAGAUGAAUUUUGCACAGGCUGUGUGGCUGCUGUUGGACUUGAUGGGAUUCAUGUUGUAGAUAGAAAUAACCGUGACUCGAAACUAGUAGCAACAUGGCCUUAG
Macadamia integrifolia is the source of this 420-nucleotide messenger RNA. RefSeq names its product S-protein homolog 29-like. The transcript has a single exon. Bases 1 to 420 code for a protein of 139 amino acids. Lineage: Eukaryota; Viridiplantae; Streptophyta; Magnoliopsida; Proteales; Proteaceae. The record is from RefSeq and is a predicted model, not a curated record.